AUGGGGCAGUGGGUUAGACUGAGUUGGCCGGUUCUGGUGGUCCUGCUCUUUGGGCCGGUGUUUGCUGUCUCCAGUCAGCAGGUCCUGGUCAGGAACCGGCGUCAGUGGGAUUGGUGGACGCCCAGACCUCAGCUGCUUCAGCCUUGGUCUGGUUGGGGGUCUGUUCAACUGUAUGGGGGGGUGGUUGGUCAGUCCAGGCAGCUGCAGGCCUCUGGAGAGCAUCCUAUCAGCGUGCGGUGUAUGGAGGACAGGAUGGAGGUGUCUGUGAACAGGGAUCUGUAUAGAAAUGGGAGGCUGGUGAAAGCCUCUGAUCUGAGCCUCGGACCCAGACUGUGUAAACCCAGCUCCGGGAGCACAGGGACUACGGUGAUCUUCCAGUAUGGGCUGCAGGAGUGCGGCAACACCUUACAGAUGACCCCUGAAUUUCUGGUCUACAGCACAAACCUGACCUACAGCCCAACUCCAUCUGGGAACUCUCCCAUCAUCAGGACUAACUCUGCUGUGGUGCCAAUCCAGUGCUACUACCCCAGACACGGGAACGUCAGCAGUAACGCCAUCAAGCCAACAUGGAUGCCCUUCAGCUCCACUGUAUCUGCAGAGGAACGUCUGUCCUUCUCCUUGCAGCUGAUGAAUGACAACUGGUCGGCCCCAAGAGCCUCUACAGUCUUCAAGCUGGGUGAAGUAUUCCACAUUCAGGCUUCUGUCGCUGUUGGAAACCACGUGCCUAUGAGGAUCUUCGUGGACAGCUGUGUGGCCACGUUAUCCCCUGACGGCUCCUCCGGUCCCCGUUAUGACAUCAUUGGUUACUAUGGGUGUUUGUUGGAUGGCAGAGAGGAGGAUUCAUCCUCUGCCUUCAGAUCCCCGAGACCCCGUCCAGACACGCUGCAGUUCAUGGUGGAUGCUUUCAGGUUUACUGGGACUGAUGCCUCUGUGAUCUACAUCACCUGUAACCUGAGAGCUGCUGCAGUAAACCAGGUCCCAGACCCAUUAAACAAGGCCUGUUCCUACAUCAAAUCCACCAACAGCUGGUCGGCUCUUGAAGGCUCCAAUGAUAUCUGCAGAUGCUGUGAGACCCGUACCUGCACCGCUCCAGCUCAAGCUCCAGCUCCGUUCAGAGGCGGGAGAUCUUUGGAAAGGGAUGCUGUCCACACAGAACCUCGCACAGAGCUAGACCAUGACCUGGCCACCCUGGGGCCCCUGCUGGUGAUUGGAGGAGAGCGUGGCCAGGUUCUGGCUGUGACUCGGGAGGCUGCGCAGGUGGAGCUGUGGGUGUUGGUGGCUGUCGGGUCCCUGAGUCUCGUCGCUCUUUCUCUCUUUGCUGUGGUUGUUGUAAAAUAUGUAAUGAGGCGCCGAGCAGCAGAACAGAAAUAAACAUUGAAAGCACUUUGUAUUUGAA
Spea bombifrons (plains spadefoot toad) is the source of this 1396-nucleotide messenger RNA. RefSeq names its product zona pellucida sperm-binding protein 3-like. The transcript has 8 exons. The record is from RefSeq and is a predicted model, not a curated record. Gene Ontology annotation, cellular component: extracellular matrix. The coding region runs from base 1 to 1371 and encodes 456 amino acids. Lineage: Eukaryota; Metazoa; Chordata; Amphibia; Anura; Pelobatidae. Gene Ontology annotation, molecular function: acrosin binding. Gene Ontology annotation, biological process: egg coat formation; binding of sperm to zona pellucida; positive regulation of acrosome reaction.